UGUAUGUAGUGGAGAAAAACUGCGGGAACAGAGCUCCGUCCGUCCCAAUCGAUCCAAAGCCAGAGAGCCUUCUUCGUGCAUUGUUUCCCGUCAGUUUCUAUGAAUUAAUCAAUCCAUCCCCGCCCGCUUUGGUCCGCUUUGGCACUCUUGAGUUUUUGGGUCGGGGAAGCCCGCUCGCUGGGAUGGAUGCGGUUGGCUUGGGCUCUUGAACCGGCUGUCCGUAUUUUCCGCACCAGUAUGGCCACUACCGUGCCUACCGUGGGUGGCACGGGUGGCACGGGCUGCUCGACCGCGUCUUCUGGCCUGCUGAGCCCACAUACGUACACCAUUAGUGGGGUUAAAGUUCAUUUCCCAUGCAAGGCCUACCCGUCCCAAGUGGCCAUGAUGAACAAUAUCAUCCGGGCGUUGCAGCGCGGGCAAAAUGCGUUACUGGAAUCACCCACGGGCAGUGGCAAGAGUUUGGCACUCCUGUGCGCUUCCCUCGCCUGGCAACAAGCCGAAACGCAAAAGGCCAUCGAGUAUAACUUGGCCGUGGAAUGCGGCCAACUCCCCGCCGAGUUCAUUCAUUUCGAUGUCAAUGGCGAAGAGACCUCGGCCGAACUGGAAUGCCCUGAGGUGCAAGCCGCCAUUGAAUUGGCCCAAGCUGAGUCGUUACAAACGGGCGCUGGGUUUAUACCCAUGGACCAGGACGACGAUUUCGUUUCCUCUCCGCCGCAUAAGCGAGUCAAGGCUGAGGCAUUUAUCCCUCCACCGUCACUGCCUUCGGUGGAACCGGCGGUCAUGCGGAAGGUCAAAAAGAAGACCGUGCCUAAGAUUUACUUCGGCACACGAACGCACAAGCAGAUUACGCAGAUUAUUCGCGAACUGAAUAAGACGCCGUACAAAGAUUGUAAGAUGACUAUAUUGGCCAGUCGUGAUCACACGUGCAUCCACCCGGCGGUGUCAAAAAUGAAGAAUCGUAACGAGGGCUGCCAAGAGUUGAACGACAAGAAAACCGGCAGCGGUUGUUUGUACCGAUCCAAUGUCAAGUCCAAACUGACUUCACACUCGGCAUUAACGGCUUAUCGCGGCACCCGCGAUGCCUGGGACAUUGAGGAUGUGGUCCGGGUGGGUCAGAAGGUCCGCUUUUGCCCUUACUACGGGGUGCGUGAGCUCAAAACCAAGGCUCAGAUUGUAUUCUGUCCCUACAACUAUUUGGUGGAACCCACCAUUCGCAAGAGCAUGGACAUCAGUCUGAAGGGACAAAUUCUGAUCUUGGACGAAGCUCACAACAUUGAGGAUUCGGCUCGAUCCGCCGCCAGUUGGCAAGUCACCCAGGAAGAGAUCCGGGAUGCGAUGCGCGAUUUGGAAGCAUUGGUUCGUAAAGAGAUCCCGGAAACGCAAGCUCAUCGUGACAUGGCCUUGGUGUGCUCACAACUGUCCGUGUGGAUCGAUUCGUUUACGCAAGAUUUGACGGAUUAUACGGACUUUGCCUCAGCUUCCAAAGUUUGGACCGGCACGGAAAUCAUCGCCCUAUUCAACGUUCAUGGUAUCGGACAGGACAAAUAUCCCGAUUUGGUGUCGGCUUUUGGCCAAGUGCAAGCUGUAUACAGUGAAAAACAGGAUCCAUCCAAUGAUGACAAAGGCGAGGAAGAGGUACCGGGGGUACACGCCAACACCAUGAGCUUGCUUGAGGGCUUUUUUAUGAUCCUCAACUACUUGUUCAUGGAUGGCAUGCGACACUUGAAUGAUUACAGAGUGGCUUUGGUUCGAACCCAGUCCCGCAAAUCGUUUCAAUCCAAGGCCAAAGGUGCCGUGGGUGCUUGGAUCAACAAGAAGAAAGGCACGGGCAUGGCCGCACCAACGCAAGAAGAGCACAAAUUCACGUACACGGUCAACUUCUGGUGUCUCAACCCGGCUGUCACGUUUGAGGAGCUCAAGAAAACCAUUCAUAGUGUGAUACUCACUUCCGGGACUCUGUCGCCAAUGGCGUCAUUCAGUUCCGAAUUGGACGUCAAGUUCCCUUUGAAACUGGAAGCCAAUCACGUGAUCGAUAAGCGGCAAGUCUGGAUUCGAACGCUAAGCCAUGGACCCACCGGACACUCGUUGAAUGCUACUUUCCGGAAUGCAGAUUCCUUUGGAUUCCAGGAUGAAAUGGGUCGCCUGACGCUCAAGGUGUGCCAAACCAUCGCUCAUGGCAUUCUUCUCUUCCUACCCUCGUAUUCCAUGCUGAACAAGUUAAGUGAGCGAUGGCAACAAACCGGGGUAUGGGAGCAAUUAAAUCGGAAGAAGAUUGUUAUCAUGGAGCCCAGGUUCUCGGACGAGUUUGAAACGAACAUCCGACACUUCUACGAUGUCAUUGAGAGCACCAAUCAUGGUCCCGAUCCCAGUGGCGUAGAUGGGGCGCUUUUUAUGGCGGUGUGUCGGGGAAAAGUGAGCGAAGGCUUGGAUUUCGCGGACAACAAUGCCCGAGUCGUCAUUUGUGUGGGGAUUCCAUUUCCCAAUUUCAAGGACAUUCAAGUGGAUUUGAAGAAGAAAUAUAACGACCAGAGGAAGCUCCAGGACAGAGAUAUUCUAUCCGGCAGUGAUUGGUACGAGAUUCAGGCCUUUCGGGCGCUCAACCAGGCUUUGGGGCGGUGCAUUCGGCAUAGGCGGGACUGGGGGGGUAUUCUCAUGGUGGAUGAUCGUUAUCAGAAGAUCCAGAGGUACAUUGGUAGCCUCUCCAAAUGGGUACGAGCCGGAGUGAUCCAUCACAAGGAUUGCGGUCAAAUGCUGGCCACCCUCGAGGCCUUCAAUGAUGACAUGGUUCAAAUGGACGCAGAAAAUAAGGCCAAAGAGCAAGAAAUUCAAGCUCAAGCCGCCGCCACCACCACCACCACCACCACCACCCAUCCACCCACAAAACCCACUGACACGCAAUCUGGAUCUUGGGCUGAGCUCGAGAAGAUCAACAAGAUCAAGUUGGAAACUCAACGAGAAAUGAUGCGACUGAAAAUCGAGUCUCAAGUCGAAAUCCCGGGACCGGCAGCCUGUCAAAAAGUGGCCUUGGCCACCAAAUUGGCCAUGACAAUGCCCGUGAAACUGCCCGUGAAGCCAGAAGAAAAAUAUCAGGCUGUCAAACCCGAGGCGAUCAAAGUCAUUCCCGAAAGUCCGCAGGGCUCGGAAUCCGAAGACUCUGCCCAUUCUGUACUAAAUGAUAUCCCCUUGAAUACCAUCCAUUGCCAGACCGACGUUGAAAAAAUAGCCCAUCCAAGAGGAAAGGCCUUGAUGAGGCGUGUUCCCGCCGCAGGACCCGCAGGGUCGACGCAGAGCUCCAGAUCCGCUGCCAUUCAAUACGUAGAUUCGGAUGACGAUGAUUUCGUAUGA
Molecule: messenger RNA, 3345 nt
Organism: Tigriopus californicus
Lineage: Eukaryota; Metazoa; Arthropoda; Copepoda; Harpacticoida; Harpacticidae
Product: Fanconi anemia group J protein-like
Exons: 2
Coding region: 187-3345 (1052 amino acids)
Biological process (GO): nucleotide-excision repair; double-strand break repair involved in meiotic recombination
Cellular component (GO): nucleus
Molecular function (GO): DNA helicase activity; ATP binding; hydrolase activity, acting on acid anhydrides, in phosphorus-containing anhydrides
Source: RefSeq, a predicted model, not a curated record